Lagenorhynchus albirostris (white-beaked dolphin) is the source of this 1499-nucleotide messenger RNA. It is a transcript of the gene NAP1L1, whose product is annotated as nucleosome assembly protein 1 like 1. The record is from RefSeq and is a predicted model, not a curated record. The transcript is spliced from 16 exons. Lineage: Eukaryota; Metazoa; Chordata; Mammalia; Artiodactyla; Delphinidae. Bases 160 to 1335 code for a protein of 391 amino acids. Gene Ontology annotation, cellular component: chromatin; nucleus. Gene Ontology annotation, molecular function: histone binding; chromatin binding. Gene Ontology annotation, biological process: nucleosome assembly.
UGUAUAUGAGCGCGAGCGGCGGGCUCUCGGGUCUUUUUUAGCGCCAUCUGCUCGCCGCGCCGCCUUCUGCUCCUCCCGCCGCCGCCCUGAGUCACUGCCUGCGCAGCUCCGGCCGCCUGGCUCCCCGUGCUACCCACCGAUAUUUGGCGUUCAUACAACAUGGCAGACAUCGACAACAAAGAACAGUCUGAACUUGAUCAAGAUUUGGAUGAUGUUGAAGAAGUAGAAGAAGAAGAAACUGGUGAAGAAACAAAAAUCAAAGCGCGUCAGCUGACUGUUCAGAUGAUGCAAAAUCCUCAGAUUCUUGCAGCCCUUCAAGAAAGACUUGAUGGUCUGGUAGAAACACCAACAGGAUACAUUGAAAGCUUGCCUAGGGUAGUUAAAAGACGCGUGAAUGCUCUCAAAAACCUUCAAGUUAAAUGUGCACAGAUAGAAGCCAAGUUCUAUGAGGAAGUUCAUGAUCUUGAAAGAAAGUAUGCUGUUCUCUAUCAACCUCUAUUUGAUAAGCGAUUUGAGAUCAUUAAUGCCAUUUAUGAACCUACAGAAGAAGAAUGUGAAUGGAAACCAGAUGAGGAAGAUGAAAUUUCGGAGGAGCUAAAAGAAAAGGCCAAGAUUGAAGAUGAGAAAAAGGAUGAAGAAAAAGAAGACCCCAAAGGAAUUCCUGAAUUUUGGUUGACCGUUUUUAAGAAUGUUGACUUGCUCAGUGAUAUGGUUCAGGAACAUGAUGAACCUAUUCUGAAGCACUUGAAAGAUAUUAAAGUGAAGUUCUCAGAUGCUGGUCAGCCUAUGAGUUUUGUCUUAGAAUUUCACUUUGAACCCAAUGAAUAUUUCACAAAUGAAGUAUUGACAAAGACAUAUAGGAUGAGGUCAGAACCAGAUGAUUCUGAUCCUUUUUCUUUUGAUGGACCAGAAAUUAUGGGUUGUACAGGGUGCCAGAUAGAUUGGAAAAAAGGGAAGAAUGUCACUUUGAAAACCAUUAAGAAGAAGCAGAAACACAAGGGACGUGGGACAGUUCGUACUGUGACCAAAACAGUUUCUAAUGACUCUUUCUUUAAUUUUUUUGCCCCUCCUGAAGUUCCUGAGAGUGGAGAUCUGGAUGAUGAUGCUGAAGCUAUCCUUGCUGCGGACUUUGAAAUUGGUCACUUUUUACGUGAGCGCAUAAUCCCAAGAUCAGUGUUAUACUUUACUGGAGAAGCUAUUGAAGAUGAUGAUGAUGAUUAUGAUGAAGAAGGUGAAGAAGCGGAUGAGGAAGGGGAAGAAGAAGGAGAUGAGGAAAAUGAUCCAGACUAUGACCCAAAGAAGGAUCAAAACCCAGCAGAGUGCAAGCAGCAGUGAAGCAGGAUGUAUGUGGCCUUGAGGAUAACCUGCACUGGUCUACCUUCUGCUUCCCUGGAAAGGAUGAAUUUACAUCAUUUGACAAGCCUAUUUCAAGUUUUUUGUUGUUUGUUUGCUCGUUUUUGUUUUUGCAGCCUAAAAUAAAAAUGUCAAAUAUAAUUUUA